CAUCAUCUUCACCAUCUCAUCCGCUCGCCGCCGCCGCCAGUGCUGCUGCUCUAGUAAUUGAUGUUAUGGAGAAGAAAGCGAGCGAGGGAUUCACAGUUUAGCCACUACAAUCUUCUUUUUAACAUCCUAUAGCUUGAAGGCGGAAAUCCCGGUCGGCACCUUACUCAGCCAAAACCAAAGCAGAUUAAUCUGGUUGAGUUACAGAUUUUUUUCAUUGUCCCGUGGGAGAAAAGAAUCGCACCAACUUAACAUGAAGAGAAUAACGGGGAAGACAAAAGAAGCCACUUUGAUAGAAAUGUCCAACACGCUGGAUUCACAGAUUGAAGAUGGCUGUGCCGUUCUGACGGGCUACCGGAGGACCUUUCAGGCAGGUAAUAAUGGCAGCAUUAACUCCAUCUCUGACCGAGGGACUCAGCUGCCUGGUCACCGAGAGAUAGACAAGUUUGGACAGAACAGAGACUCCGUGUUCUUCAGGGAUGGUGUACGGCGCAUCGAUUUUGUCCUGUCCUACGUUGAUGACAAGGAUGGAGACAAGAAAGCGGAGAGAAGAAGAGAGUUUGAAGCCAACCUGGAGAAGGCUGGUCUUGAGCUGGAGACAGAAGAUAAAUCGGCGUCAGAUGACCGUAAGACGUAUUAUUUGAAGAUCCACGCUCCGUGGGAAGUGUUGGCCACUUAUGCUGAUGUGCUAAAGAUCAAAGUGCCCUUUAAAGCGAGUGAUAUUCCCAAAGCUCGAGAAGUUCCUCUAGAGUGGUUCACUCACCCUUUCCGGCUGCCAGACAACAUCAUGAGGCCAGAGCCGGAUUAUUUCACUGCACCUUUUGAUAAAAGCAAGGUCGACUUCUUCCUCAUUGAUGAUAAGGACACUUUUUUUCCUCCCUCCACGCGUAAUAGGAUAGUGUACUACAUCCUGACCCGUUGUCCCUACUACAAGGAAGACCGUAAAGAGAAAGAUAAGACAGGAAUUAAACGACUGCUGAACAACAGCACCUACACCUCAGCUUAUCCCCUUCAUGAUUGUCAGUAUUGGAAGAAGGCUCAAGACAUGCAGUGUGAGAGUGAGAGGUAUCAUCUGUAUAGAUACUGGGCUCGAUUCCUCUGCUUCUACAAGGAGCAACCACUCAAUCUGAUCAAGAAGUACUAUGGUGAGAAGAUUGGUAUCUACUUUGCCUGGCUGGGCUUUUACACAGAAAUGCUGUUCUUUGCUGCAGUCAUGGGUGUGAUCUGUUUUGUUUAUGGUGUGCUCAGUUACGAAGAUAACAUCACAAGUAAGGAGAUCUGUGACCCAGAAAUCGGUGGGAGGAUUGUCAUGUGUCCACUCUGUGAUAAAAAGUGCAGCUACUGGAAACUCAACUCAACGUGUCUGUCCUCCUGGCAAUCCCAUCUAUUUGAUAACGAGGGGACAGUGUUCUUUGCCAUGUUCAUGGGCAUUUGGGUGACCCUGUUCCUGGAGUUCUGGAAGCGACGGCAGGCCCGUCUGGAGUACGAGUGGGACCUUGUGGACUUUGAGGAGGAACAGCAGCAGCUACAAAUCAGGCCAGAGUAUGAGUUGAAAUGCACAGGCCGCAGACUAAACCGCAUCACGCAGGAAAUGGAGCCUUAUCUUCCUUUCCCCAGCAAGUGUGCCCGAUUCUGUCUGUCUGGAGCUACGGUUCUCUUUUGGACGUGUCUGAUAGUGGCCUGUAUAAUGGGAGUGAUCGCUUACAGAUUAGCAGUUUAUGCGGCAUUUGCCAGCGUCAUGAAGGACAGCUCUACCAGUAAGAUCCAGCUGGUGGGCUCUCUCAUCACCCCUCAGCUUGCCACCUCUGUCACUGCUUCCUGCAUCAACUUUGUCAUUAUCCUCAUCCUCAACUUCCUAUAUGAGCAUGUGGCCAUUUGGAUCACUGAUAUGGAGAUCCCUAAGACCCAUCUGGAGUAUGAGAACAAGCUGACCAUGAAGAUGUUUAUGUUCCAGUUUGUGAACUACUACUCUUCCUGUUUCUAUGUGGCCUUCUUUAAAGGGAAGUUUGUGGGUCAUCCGGGAAACUACAGUUAUAUGUUUGGAAAGUGGAGCAUGCUGAGAAAUGAAGAGUGUGCCCCUGGGGGCUGUCUGAUCGAGCUGACCACACAGCUGCUUAUCGUCAUGGCUGGAAAACAAAUGGUUGGGAACGUUCAAGAGGCCCUGCUGCCACUUCUUAGAAACUGGUGGGGCAGCAGGAAAGGGCGAAGUCAUCCGGAAAGUACAUACAGUAGAUGGGAGCAGGACCACGAUCUGCAGAACUUCAGCCAGUUUGGACUCUUCUAUGAGUAUCUGGAGAUGGUGAUCCAGUUUGGCUUCAUAACACUCUUCGUAGCCUCUUUUCCAUUGGCCCCUCUCCUUGCCCUCUUCAACAACAUCCUGGAGGUGCGAGUUGAUGCAUGGAAGUUUACUACACAGUUCAGAAGGCCAGUGGCAGCGAAGGCCCGCAACAUUGGAGCUUGGGAAGAAAUCCUUAAUGUGGUGGCCAUCUUGUCCGUGGUCACAAAUGCUUUCAUCAUGGCAUUCACCUCAGAUAUGAUUCCUCGCCUGGUCUAUCUGUACGCAUACCAUCCAGGCAGUGUGGCCACUAUGGAAGGUUACAUCACCAACAGCCUCUCCUUUUACAACAUCUCUCAGAUCCCUCUACUUAAUCUGCCAGAACCUGAAGAAAACCCAUCCUGGUUUAACAGCUCUACCAUUACAACAUGCAGGUAUCGGGACUACAGAUUCCCACCAGGGCAUGAAAAGCAAUACACGCACACAAUGCAGUUCUGGCACAUCUUGGCUGCUAAGCUAGCCUUCAUCAUCAUUAUGGAACAUGUCGUAUUUGUGGUGAAAUUCUUCGUGGCAUGGCUGAUUCCAGAUGUGCCGGCAGAAGUGAAAGCCCGUAUAAAGCGUGAACGCUUUCUGGUUCAGGAAUACCUGCACAACUACGAAGUGGAGAAACUCAAGAUGCAGCUGAGCCAGAGUUUCUGCCUGUCCACAGAAACCGCCUCACUGCUGCCCUCUAGUCCAAGUAAACACCAGGUGCUUUCUGAAUGUAUUUAAAUAUCCCUGAGCCCUCAGGACUACUCUAAUGUGCUAUACACUUCAAAGCAUGGAGGAAUCGUAUCUUCAGGAACCCUUCAUACAUUUAUUAGGCAAAAACUGUUUGCCUUGAUCCAGACAACUGCCAGAACUUUUAUAAAGAACUAUGCGCCGUCUUUUUCUGCUUGAGGUUUAUGGGAAAACGGUGCUGCUUUCCUCUGUUUUUUUUUUCAAGAGUGCACUUGCAUAACUGCACAUUUACAGUGGAGAAAGGCUUGGCGAUACAUCACAGAGAUUUCAGCACCAAACCCUCUGGAAUGCGGCCUGCUGCUGCUCAGGUUGUCUUUGGAGAAAGCUGCUGGGAAUUUAACUGAUGAAUAAUCAUUUAUGACCGUUAAAAGGUUGAAAAUGUUUUAGAAGGCAAAAAGCUUUUAUGUCUGUCCAGCUUGUUGCCAUUACAUAUUUUUUUGAAGAAGUAACCUGCAUGUUUUGCCCUGUCUGACUGUGAAAGAGGUACAUGUAGACAGUGUAUUGUCAUUUUUGUUUGCUUUUUGCUUUCUUUUUCAGAUAUAUCAGAUUUUUUUGUGGGCAUGUCAGGUUUAAUAUAUGGUGUUGUCCAGUGGAUUUUUACCACUUAUGAAUACCACAACAGUGGUAUUUUCUCUUAUGAAACACUGAUAGCUGAAUAACUAUCAAAGAAAAUCAUCAUCAUUUCUGUAGUGCUUGUAUUAUCAUAUUUCACAUAUUAUUUAUAUUUUAUUAUUGUUGUUUUUAAUUAAUGUUGUACCUUGCCACCCACACACAUUUUGUUCUGUGUAACAUUAAAAUGUAAUGUUUUUUGUUUUUGUUUUUUUACUAUUAUUUUCUUCAAGGAUGUAUUUAUUGCUUCAGCAUAAUCGUAUCUGGUUGAAAGGAUUGUUUUCUUUUACCAGAUUAAGCUCUAUAAUGAUUUGCUGUGUUUUUUCUGACACUUCAAAAAAUCAGAAACUCAAGGCAUUUCUCAUCACCUCAUUCUGCAAGAGUCUGUUAAUGUUUGCACAUGUCGCAUAUCUGAGGCUGACUGAACAUUAGCUCUCAUCUGUCAUCGUGACUAGGAGAACACUAGUCUUAUUCAUUAUACUGUUUGUUUGUAACUGAUUUCUGCACAAAUGCACUUAUUAGUUUGGAUUUUUGAUUCUCGGUCACUCUGAUAACUGCAUUUGAUGUUACUGUAGUGCUGGGACAAAUUAUUUGAGUAAAUUGGGCUUUUAGAGAGUCCCAUACAUGUCAAGAUUAAUGGUGUAUAUAUGCAAAAGGACAAAUAAUAUCACAUUUUUGAAUCACUUGUCCUCUGCUAUAAUGCUAAACUUAAAAGUUUUGAUUUGCCCCAUCAACAUUUCAGACGUUUGGUUAAUACGUUGUGUAGCACUGUUGAUCAACACUAUUCACUAUUCAGUCAACCAUCCUCUACAGGGACUAUUCAUGUUUGAUAACAAGCAAAUGUGUUAAUAUUAAGUCACAAGAGUUUUUCUGUUUAAGUGUCUUCUCAAUUUAACUACAUAUUUUGUGAGCCAUACCUGUUCAUUUCAAUUCACAAAUGUUAUAAAUCUUCAAUAUAUGUAUUUUUAGCCUGUCAAGUGUUUUUUGGCUGUAAAUCAUCAAUAUUCUAUGGAUAAUACAAAUACAGUUUACAGAAACUU
Messenger RNA from Labeo rohita (rohu), 4701 nucleotides. RefSeq names its product anoctamin 5b (gene ano5b). The coding region runs from base 251 to 3043 and encodes 930 amino acids. Gene Ontology annotation, cellular component: plasma membrane. Gene Ontology annotation, biological process: chloride transmembrane transport. The transcript is spliced from 20 exons. Lineage: Eukaryota; Metazoa; Chordata; Actinopteri; Cypriniformes; Cyprinidae. The record is from RefSeq and is a predicted model, not a curated record. Gene Ontology annotation, molecular function: protein dimerization activity; chloride channel activity.